AAGAAACAAAAGAGCUAGCUAUCUCCAAUGCCAGUUCAUCUUGCCACGUUCGAUCUCUCUCCACGACCAACCGCAGCGACAACAAUCCAUGAAGAUGAGAGAACAAGCCAUGAAGAGGAGAAUGGAGACCAGGAAGCUUGCCUUGUUCUUGCUGCUGGGACUCUCCCUUGGAGUCUUGACCUGCUUUCUUGCUGUCUCUGUGUUUUCAGCCAACCAACAAUUUUCGCUGACCAGGAGAGUUUGGGCAGAUCAAGCAGAAGAAAGCGGAGGACACGGCAGCAGGGAGGGAAUUCUCCCAGGCAUCGAUCAACACACGGUAGACAAUGCUACUCCUGCACAGUUAGAUGGUGGAGCUGAUGACAACCAGGGAAUCAGUUCAAUUGCUGAUGCUAUUAGCCGAUUAAAUGAGAAGUCAACAUCCUCAAAAGACACGGUAACGACUGCAGAGCUAGUUGCAGAACAAAAAGAAACACAGAGCAGACAGAUUAAAGAGAAAAAGUCUCUUUGCGAUCUUUCCAAUUGGAGAACGGACGUCUGCGAAAUGACCGGCGACGUUCGGAUUCACAGCAAUUCCUCCUCUAUCCUUGUUCUAAAUUCACAAGCAACGGAGGAGUCAUGGCAGAUCAAGCCUUACGCUCGCAAGUUCGACCCGUCUGCUAUGCAGCACAUCAAGCAAGUGUCCGUUCGAUCGUUCAGCGGCGGCGACGGAGUCGUCGUCCCUGCUUGCACCGUCAACCAGACGUUGGUCCCCGCCGUCGUCUUCGUGAUCGGAGGCUACACAGGCAACUACUACCACGACUACACGGACGUUCUGAUUCCCCUGUUCAUAACGACCCGGCACUUCAACGGCGACGUCCAAUUCAUCAUCUCGACGCGCAAUUUUUGGUGGGUGGACAAGUACAAGGCGAUCCUGAAGCAGCUGUCGCGCCACGAGAUCGUGUACUUGGACGGCGAUGAGCAGGUACGCUGCCACCGCCGCGUCAUCGUCGGCCUCCAUAGCCACAAGCCCAUGUCCAUUGACCCCGAGAGGACGCCUGGCGGCUACUCUAUGCUUGACUUCACAAAGCUCAUGCGCGUCGCUUACGGCCUCGAGAGGGACCGACCGAUGUGGCGAGCGGAAGAGAAGCCACGGAUGCUGCUGAUCCAGCGGAAAGGCACGCGGCAAUUCACCAACUUAGAGGAGGUGGCGCGGACGGCGGAGGCGGCGGGGUUUGCAGUGCAGGUGGCGGAGGCGGAGUCGAUGACGAGGGUGGCGGAGUUCGCGCGGGUGGUGAACUCGUGCGACGUCAUGGCGGGGUUGCACGGCGCCGGGCUGACCAACUUUGUGUACCUUCCAACCGGCGCGGUGGUGGUGCAAGUGAUCCCCUUCGGGAAUCUGGAAACGAUAUCGCGGGGGUGCUUCAAGAACUCGUCGGAGGACGCAGGGCUGCGCUACCUCGACUACUCCGUCGGCGUGGAGGAGAGCAGCCUUUUAGAGCAGUAUCCGAGGCAGCAUCCGGUCUUCACCGACCCCAAGUCGAUCCACCGGCAGGGAUGGAAGAAGAUGGGCCAAGUUUACUUGGACCACCAAGACGUGAAGAUUGACGUCGACAGGUUUAAACCUCUUCUACUCGUAGCACUGGACAAUCUCCGUCAAUAUACAAUUGAAGAUUAAUAUUUACAAUUGAUUCACA
Molecule: messenger RNA, 1673 nt
Organism: Zingiber officinale
Lineage: Eukaryota; Viridiplantae; Streptophyta; Magnoliopsida; Zingiberales; Zingiberaceae
Product: alpha-1,3-arabinosyltransferase XAT2-like
Exons: 5
Coding region: 89-1654 (521 amino acids)
Molecular function (GO): glycosyltransferase activity
Source: RefSeq, a predicted model, not a curated record